This is a messenger RNA of Onychomys torridus (southern grasshopper mouse), 1373 nucleotides long. RefSeq names its product proline-rich protein 2-like. The coding region runs from base 438 to 869 and encodes 143 amino acids. The transcript has 2 exons. Lineage: Eukaryota; Metazoa; Chordata; Mammalia; Rodentia; Cricetidae. The record is from RefSeq and is a predicted model, not a curated record.
GGCGCGGGCGAGGGGUGCAGGGGCGGAGUACCUUGAAUGGACAGGAACUGGCCAAGAGUUUUCCAGCCAGCCGAGUGCUCGCCCCCACGCCCUCGGGGGGUCCCCGGCGCUAGGACCGGGGCUCCCCGGAGAGAAGGCAACCCCCAAUUCGGGCCUAAAAGGAAACUUUCCGGGCCGCGGCUGCACCUGACUUCUCGCCGCCCCUCCACCCCACGCCCGCCAGGCCGCCCGCCCCGCCCCGGCCAGGCCGUCCGGAGCGCCGCGGAGUGGGGGGAAUAAAUCAACCCAACAGUUACCGGAAUCCCGGGGCCCCGUCUGCGCGAUGCCCGGGGAACGGGGGGCUGCCGCACACUCUCCACUCUUAAGGCCCCGCCGUCCCGGUUCCCCGCCGCUCGCCCGGCCUUCCGCCCCGCGGGAGAGCCUGGGGCCGGCGCAGGAUGCAGCCCCGCCGCGCCGCCCGCCCGCCCCGAGGCCCCGAGGCCCCGGGGGACCCCAGGGGCGCGGGAGGCCUGUGGCGCGGGGGCAGGGCGCGGCCGCCGCGGGGCCCAAGGCCUAGGGCGCCCCCCUUUCCGCAGCCCUCCCCAGGCCCGGCCCGCGCAGGCCGCGCCGCUCGCCGCGCUCAGUCCGCCGCCGGAACCCCCGCCGUAGCUGCCUGCGGGCGUCCCCGAGGCCUCCCAGUGCCCCCCGGCCCCCGCCGCCCCAGCGCCGGCCCCACUCACCCUUUCAUUCUCCGCCCGCGGCCUGGCGUGGGCCGGCGAAUCCCCGGCCUCACAUCAGAGAGGCGCUGGCAGUGGACUAGGAAGCUCGGCUGGUACUGCUCCCCCCCUGGGCUUCAGCGAGAGUCUUUCCCUGCCGAACGAGAGGGGUGAGGACCAUAUUUUUAUUUUGGAAACUAAAAAGUGCUCCCAGGGUCGGUGAUCAUUAAGGGGAAAUCCCUGAACGUACUCUCCAGCCAAGAAGGCAGGGCUGCCCGCCUGCACGGGAAGGGGCGGCAGCCUCCUACAGCACCACUACAGGCACUGCGAGGACAUAACACCACAGAGCAGUUCCUCUGCCCUCCGAAACGACAACUUUCCUACCAUCUUGGAGGCAGAGCUAAGAGGGGCCAAGGGGAAAAGUGCACCCGCUCCGGGUAAAGUGCAAGUUUCUACCUCUCGUCUCCGGAAAGAAGUCCACACUGGCGGUCUACACCGGCGCCUAGGGGUUUGAAAAGCUGGGAAGAAAACAGAAUCGCGUUCAUUUGCUCCGUAGGGGGGAAUGUCUCUGCACCUUCUGAUGGAAAGAAAUCUUUACAAGACACAGGUUUUAUGAUAUUAUUGUUGCUUUCCGUUUUAACUUUUUUUUUCCCCGUGAGGGUGACAGUGGUAGCUUAA